Paralichthys olivaceus (Japanese flounder) is the source of this 509-nucleotide messenger RNA. NCBI's taxonomy places the organism in Eukaryota, Metazoa, Chordata, Actinopteri, Pleuronectiformes, Paralichthyidae. The record is from RefSeq and is a predicted model, not a curated record.
CUGAAUUCAGCCGUCGUCUGGAGGAGCGGGAAGCUAUGAUUGGUCAGCUUCAGCGCUCCAAGGCGGGGGUUUGCCAGAACUCCGAAGAUAUGAAGAGGCAGCUGGAGGAGGAGAACAAAGCUCGUGCAGCACUGGCUCACUCCGUGCAGGCGACCCGUCACGACUGCAGCCUCCUCAGGGAGCAGCUGGAGGAGGAGCAGGAGGCCAAGGCUGAACUGCAGAGGGCGCUGUCUAAAGCCAACAGCCAGGUGGUGCAGUGGAGAGCCAAGUACGAGACAGAGGCCGUGAUGAGAAUAGAAGAGCUGGAGGAAGCAAAGAAGAAGUUGGUGAUCAAGCUGCAGACCAAUGAAGAGGCUGUGGAGGCGUCUCAGGCCAAAUGUUCCUCGCUGGAGAAAACCAAACUGAAGCUGCAGACAGAGAUGGAAGACCUGAUGGUUGAUCUCGAACGCUCCAACGCCGCCACUGUGGUGAUGGACAAGAAGCAGCGUAACUUUGACAAGGUUUGUUGA